CCCAGACCAGGGCUCGAACCCGUGUCCCCUGCAUUGGCAGGCGGAUUCUUAACCACUGUGCCACCAGGGAAGUCCAGGAACACCUUUCUGAGAAAGGGGAAUUUUAACUGGGAUGGAGAGAAGGCAGCCAUUUAAAAUGGGGAGGGGCUUUCUAGACAGAGGGAACAGCGUGUGUGAGGACCCUGAGGUGAAAAGGUGGGCAGAUGCUGAGGCCCAGGGCCACGGGAGAGAGGGGCUGCAUGGAGAAGACACGAAACCCAGGGUGGGAGGGGGAGAAUUAGGAGGAGGGGCUGUCGUCCAGGUGUGAUGGCAGGGUGGCGGCUGUAGGGAUACAGGACAAUUGGAUUGGAGAGUGAUUUUCAAUAAAACUACAGAGAAGGAAAGGCCUGGGAAGGCUGUGUGUUUGCUGGACAGCUGGAGGCGCCCUGCGGUUCUCAGUAGAGGGUGAUGGGCAGGUGGUCCCUGGCGGCCAUGUGGGAAAGUCUUGGGUGGCCCACGGCAGUCCAGGUGGCCAGUGGGGCCAUUGCAGGGGCCAGACCAGAGAUAAUGAGAGUGGACGAGGGUGGGCUGAUGCUGUGGAGAAGUGGGGGGCCACGAUGACCCUCAAAUGCCUCUGUCUGUCCUCAGCUCCAGUCCAUCACGAGGCCUUCUCCAGCUUCAAGGGUGUCGGUGUCCUGCUCUUUAGCCCCAGGACGGCACAGCAGAAAACGGGUCCUCAGGGGAAGGAUGAAGGAAAUCUGGAUCCCAAGGCUGCUCGUUUUCAGAUCUCUCCCCACAAACCCCUUCGACCCCAUGCUCAGGCCAGGCUGCCUCCUCAGGACAUGGCCAGUUGGUCCACCUCCUACAGGCUUUCAGAGAUUCCUCAGGCCUGUCACCUCCCUCUCUCCAGAUCCCCUGCUCCUGUGAUGCCACCAAAGAUGUUUUUCUCAGUCUGGCUCAGGCCUGACUCUGCAGCUGUGAAUGCCUCCCUUGUGUUUGGGGGCCUCGCCCCGGGCCCCUCUGCCCGUGAAGUCCUCUGGACUCUGUACCGCAAAGUGAAGGCCGCAGGGAAGUUGUUGGGGACCCUGUCCCUGGAUGAGAGCAGUCUCGCCUCUGAGGGGUCCGACCUGACCGACCUGGCCCUGGAGACCACCAGCAUCCAUCCCACGGCCAUGAGGCCCUUCCAGCCCCCGCUCCUCCUGCCUGGCUCUGCCCGCUUUGUCCUGCUGGAAAAGACGAUCCUCCGACAGGUCACACCCGUGCUGUCAGGAUUCUAUACAGCGCGUCCCCAGGAAGAGCCCCUGCUCCUCUUCAGUAAUGCGGACCAGUGGGCGGGCGUUUACAUCGAAUACAAGUUCCAGACCCCCAUCGGUACCCACCUCCCAGGCUUGGCCAAUCACCUGGCCCGGAACAUAAUGGAUCCUGCUGUCCAGAAAUCCAGCAUCAUGGCCAAUGCGGGGAAAGCAGAGCUGGUGCAGUGUGAAGUGUGGCUGCAGAUCCUGGACCAACCCCUCGCCAAGGGCUCGUGGGACAAAAGCAGCCCUAAGUCCCAGAAACUUCGGGGGAUGCUGAUGCGAUGGGUGAAGUGGGGGCGGGGGGAGGGAAGGGAGGAGCAGGAGGCUGGAGGCUUCAUGUGUGGGGACCCGACAAGGCUGCAGUACAGCUGUGACCCUCUUCCUCCUCUCUGCUCCCCAGCUGACCACCGUCCUCAGGCCUCUGCAGAACUCCGGCCAAGUGGUGGUGGAGAAGUUCCACCUCCUGACACUGGUGAAGAUCUUCCCGCCAGGCCCGACCCACUGACUGCCAGGGUGGGUGCCACCUUCUUCAGGGCCGCGCCGGCCCGAGCCCUCGUGCAGGACUGCGUGCUCCGGGGUCUGCAUGACCUGCAGGAAGCUGAGGGCCUCUCCGUGGAGAUGGUCAGCCCAGACCUCGGUCAGCUUCACACCCCCACCCCCAGCUAUGCUGUGGCGCUCAUCGUCCUGGGGCUUCUGCUUCUUGCGCUCACCCUCGUCCUGGUGCUGACGCGGAAGGCCUGCUUCGGAGUGUCCAGGCGCCCCUUCCCGAUGCUGCUCCUGCCACUGAAACUGCACCCCAAACCUCUCCUCCUCCCGGCCCUGCCCCCAGCCUUCCACAGUCAGCGCCUCAACCCUGACAACGAGAGCCAGAGCAGCAAGGCACCACCCGAGGUCACACAGCAAGGGGGGCUUCUUCCCUCCUAG
Molecule: messenger RNA, 2198 nt
Organism: Aethalodelphis obliquidens (Pacific white-sided dolphin)
Lineage: Eukaryota; Metazoa; Chordata; Mammalia; Artiodactyla; Delphinidae
Product: taste receptor cell protein 1
Exons: 11
Coding region: 597-2198 (533 amino acids)
Source: RefSeq, a predicted model, not a curated record